AUGACACGAAAGAAAAUUGCCAUGUACAUUAUAGAGACAUUUUUAACAUUGGGAGCUCCAUUAGAAAUUAAUAUUUCUUUAUUGGAACAACGAAGAGAGGCAUUGUUAAAGCAAAUAGAUGUUAUGUUUUCAAAGAGCAACAAUAGUGUGGAUUUCAAUGACAUUUCUCAAGUCGAGUUAUUUCAUGACAUUGAAAUUCAUUGUGUGAAUGAUUUGACGGAUUUGAUGGGUCGACUCAAAGAUGCAAAAGAAUUCAUUCAAGAGAAGGAAGGAAUUUUUGCAUAA
Messenger RNA from Naegleria fowleri, 285 nucleotides. RefSeq lists its product as uncharacterized. Bases 1 to 285 code for a protein of 94 amino acids. NCBI's taxonomy places the organism in Eukaryota, Heterolobosea, Eutetramitea, Acrasida, Naegleriidae. The transcript has a single exon. The record is from RefSeq and is a predicted model, not a curated record.